Molecule: messenger RNA, 669 nt
Organism: Endocarpon pusillum Z07020
Lineage: Eukaryota; Fungi; Ascomycota; Eurotiomycetes; Verrucariales; Verrucariaceae
Exons: 1
Coding region: 1-669 (222 amino acids)
Molecular function (GO): acyltransferase activity, transferring groups other than amino-acyl groups
Source: RefSeq, a predicted model, not a curated record
AUGACCAGCACAACCCUCCCUAUCCUCCCCACCUACCCACCGACCAUUCAAACGGACCGGCUCCUCCUUCGUCCUUUUUCCCCAACCGACGUCACUCAAUACCAUGUUCUUCGCCAGCAGCCCGAGGUCAUGAUAUGGACAUCUGCCAUCCAUUGUGAUGAAACGAUCAGCCAGACACAGGAGUGGAUGGCGCGGCACCAGACCAGCCCAGAUCUCAGGACUUUCUCUUUUAGCAUUGAGGAGUUGUCGAAUCCCGGGCAGGUGAUUGGUUCUGCUGGAUGUAGUGUUGUCCCUGGGAAACAACCAGAAGUGGGGUACAUGUUUCGUAAGGAGAUGUGGGGAAGAGGGUAUGCUACAGAGGCGGUGAAGGCUGUAUUGAAUGCUUACUGGAACCUGGAGAGGGGGGAGGUCGAAGUGGAAUCCCAUCUAGAGAAGGAAGGCAUCGUUGUGGAGAAAGAGCAUUGUGACCAGUGCAAAGAUUCUGUAGACUAUACCUCCUAUGCUGCCGGCUUCCAGGUCGAGAAGUUAUCGGCGGUGACGGUGAGUGCGAAUGUAGGAAGCCGGAGGGUGCUGGAGAAGCUUGGGUUUGUCAUGGUCAAGGAGUUCAAGGAUUGGGACACUGGAGGAAGAGAAUGCAUAGAGUACAUUCUGCAGAGGCCAAGACAUUGA